Arvicanthis niloticus (Nile rat) is the source of this 2928-nucleotide messenger RNA. RefSeq names its product solute carrier family 16 member 9 (gene Slc16a9). Gene Ontology annotation, molecular function: monocarboxylic acid transmembrane transporter activity. Gene Ontology annotation, biological process: transmembrane transport; monocarboxylic acid transport. The record is from RefSeq and is a predicted model, not a curated record. NCBI's taxonomy places the organism in Eukaryota, Metazoa, Chordata, Mammalia, Rodentia, Muridae.
CCUCUUCCUUCCCCCCAGCGGGCGUGCAGUCUCAGCCGGUUCAGACUGGCCAAGGUGCCCUGCAGAGGAGAUAGGCCAGUGGGACCACCCCGGGAGUGACUUCCCGGGGUGGGCGGUGGGGGUGGAGAAGGUGGAGCCGGCCGGCCGGGCUGCACUCCAUGUGUCCCGGGGGCAGAGGGCGGCGACCGUAUAUUGCGCGCAGCGGGACCGGUCGCCCAGCGCAGGGCCCGGAUCAGCAGCCGCGGCCGGAGCUGCGCCCGCGGCCCCAGAGGAGCCCGGGACUCAGAACCUUCCGAGAGCCACCGCAUUGAUUUCAUCUCACAAUGGAAUUUCAGAAGUCCCCUGACGGAGGGUGGGGCUGGGUGAUUGUGGUUGUCUCCUUCUUCACCCAGUUCCUCUGUUACGGAUCCCCGUUAGCUGUUGGGGUCUUGUACGUAGAAUGGCUGGAUGCCUUCGGGGAAGGAAAAGGAAAAACAGCCUGGGUGGGAUCCCUGGCCAGCGGAGUCGGCUUGCUUGCAAGUCCUGUGUGCAGUCUCUUCGUCUCAUCUUUUGGAGCGAGACCCGUCACAAUCUUCAGUGGCUUCUUGGUGGCUGGCGGCCUGAUGCUGAGCAGUCUUGCCCCCAAUAUCUACUUUCUGUUUUUCUCUUAUGGCAUUGUUGUAGGUCUCGGAUGUGGCUUGCUGUACACAGCGACGGUGACCAUCACGUGCCAGUAUUUUGACAGCCGCCGGGGCCUUGCCCUUGGCCUGAUUUCAACAGGUUCGAGUGUGGGCCUGUUCAUCUACGCAGCUCUGCAGAGGAUGCUGGUUGAGUUCUAUGGCCUGGAUGGGUGCCUGCUCAUCGUGGGCGCUUUAGCCUUAAACAUCCUAGUCUGUGGCAGCCUGAUGAGGCCCUUGCAGACCUCCGACUGCCCUUUUCCUGAAAAGACAGCUCCGGAGAAUGUUCCAGAUCGAUACUCCAUGUACAACGAGAAAGAGAAGAAUCAGGAAGAAACUAUGAACUUCCAAGACAAGGGCUACGGGAGCGAAGAUAAAUGCUUGCCCAAUGGUGACUGGGGACGGGAGACUUCCCUUCCUAAAAGCCUCACCGUCGUUGCACACACCAAGGAGCCCGAACCGUACAAAAAGAAGGUCGUGGAACAGACUAAUUUUUGCAAGCAGCUUGCCAAGAGGAAAUGGCAGCUAUAUAGGAACUACUGCGGAGAGACCGCGUCUCUUUUUAAAAACAAAGUCUUCUCAGCGCUGUUCAUCGCCAUCUUGCUUUUUGACAUCGGAGGUUUUCCACCGUCGCUGCUCAUGGAGGACGUUGCGAGAAGUUACCAUGUGAGGGAAGACGAUCUUACCAUGCCUCUCAUCUCCAUUUUCGGCAUCAUGACAGCCGUGGGCAAGCUUCUUUUGGGCAUCCUGGCUGACUUCAAGUGGAUCAACACCUUGUAUCUCUACGUAGCUACCCUCAUCAUCACCGGCCUGGCCUUGUGCGCAAUCCCCCUUGCCAAGAGUUAUGUCACGCUGGCGAUACUUUCUGGGAUCUUAGGUUUUCUUACCGGUAAUUGGUCCAUCUUCCCAUAUGUGACCACGAAAACUGUGGGGAUUGACAAAUUAGCCCACGCCUAUGGAAUACUCAUGUUCUUUGCUGGACUUGGGAACAGCCUCGGCCCCCCCAUAGUUGGUUGGUUCUAUGACUGGACCCAGACCUAUGACAUUGCCUUUUAUUUCAGUGGCUUCUGUGUCCUGCUGGGGGGCUUCAUCCUGCUGGUCGCCAUCUUGCCCUGUUGGAAUAUGUGCAACAAAAGACUCCCUAAGCCAGCGGCGCCAACGACCUUUUUCUACAAAGUUGCCUCUAAUGUUUAGAGGGACAUUAAAAAGCCUUAUUUCCUCUAUUUUUCUACUUUAUACCGUACAGAAAUCGUGUGUGUGUGUGUGUGUGUGUGUGUGUGUGUGUGAAUAUCUGUAUGUAACCAAUUGUUAGGCAGGUUCUCUAGAGUCAAGAUCUUACAGCAAAACGUCUCUGGCUGACUCUGAAGGAGAACGCACACCUUGUUUUUGUGUGCCAUGUAUAACCUCAGAUCCCUUGUCUUCCCCUCCCCCACCGCUAGGGAGUGGGACUGUUCUGUUUCACGGUUGUUCCUUGUUCCUGAGUUCAGGAUGUAAAACCAUUGAAUAGCCUCGCACAGUUUCCUCUGGAUGAAGUUUAAAGCCUCUGCUUUCUCCGUGAGGUCUCCAAGGUGCUCAGUGGGUCCUGUCUUAAACGGUGCACUGCUCGUGAUGGGAUUUGUGUGCAGGAGUAAUGGCUGUCUCCUCCAUGGCAGCCCUGCAAGUUCAGAGAAGAGACUGAGCCGUUUCAUUUCCGGAAACAAAAGUGAUUGCAACAUCACUGAGCCGUUGAAGACCUUAGACCACAUAGUUUAAAUUGCAGCUGUCUGACGUCCGUCCGUUUUCUCUUUUGUUGUGCUCGAUGAACUACUGGGAGGCAAUUUGGUGUCCACUGCCUACGAACUUGCUCGAUUCGCCCAGCAGCCUCCCUGCAUGGCUGGCUCCUAGGACCUCGCUCCCUGGUCUUGAUCGGCAUCCACUCUACUGAUGUCUUCUGAAAGAGUGGCAGGCUUGCCGGUUUCGGGCUUGGAGAGCCACACCUUUGAACCAUUCCAUCUGGCCAAUGGGAAGCGCCCGUUUGCUUUGAGCGCUGUGAGAACUGGUUGCAAGGCCUUGCAUGUCUUCCAAAUGAAGCCAGUGGUGGUUUCUCUUGGACUUUGCCACUACUGUGUUUCGAUUCGCUAAAAAAAUGAUGCUCUCGGUCCAUAAGAUGUGGGAAAGGACAGGGCAAAGAGAAAUUGCUACUAUCACCCAAUCGCAUUUAAUCCAAGAACAGUGUUUGAGGGUGAAAAUAAUGUUUAAUAAAUGGGCUUUUUUUCCCCCCUCUGUAUAGAAA